CUUGGGCGGGACCUGUGGUGCUCCAAGGGUAGUAGGGAAAGAAAGCUCCAGACCCAGGCUCUGAGGGAGGAUUUAGGGUUUGCAUGUGGCCCCGCCCAGAGAGGGCUCUCUGUGUACCAGGGGGAGCUCUGGGCCUCUGUGGGACAGUCCAGGGGCUCAGGGAGAAGAGGGAUGAGGCCACCCAAGCUGGCCCCCAAGGGCUCCAGCGAUCUUCCCAGCCCAUCUCCAGGGCAGACUGAGCUCUGGGACCUGCAGAAGCCCCACUUUCCGGGCUGUGUUGAAUUAAAUAUUUCCUUGGUAACUGGGUCAGGGUUUCUUAUCCAAGCUUUGAGUCUCUGCUCCCUGUGCCCAUGGAUGCCUGUGUAUACCAGAGGGGUGGAGAGGUUCUUUAACUGGAGGAGGUGGUGCUAGGUGGCCUUGGGAGAGCGCUUGCCUCCUCGGGAUCUCAGUUUCCUCAUCCCUAAAAUGGGAGAGCAGAGACUCCUUCUUGCGAAAGCCUGGAGGCAUGUUUCAAAUAUCCCAUGAAUAGCUGGCAGAAUUCCACAGGGAGGAAGGAAAUCUUGUUCUGAGGCCCAAGCCUGUGCUUGGGUGGGAAGUGGAGGGAGGAGAGCCUUGGGGGCCAGGAGAGGUGGUGGGGAGGGGCUUGAGAAUAGGCCAGAAAGUCCGGGGCCUGGUGACUCAUUGGAAUAGAACAUCCUGUUUCUUUUCUAUUUCCCAGUGGAGUCUCUGUGAGGGCUGAGGGGUAUGAGGGGGAAAGGGAGGCAGAUUCACACUGACAGCCACACUAGAUUUCUGGGUCAGUAGGUAUUGCUGAUUUUAUCUCUGCCGUGUCCUUCAAAUCCUCCUUCCCUCUUGCACUCCCAUGUUUGCCCUAGCUUGUCUCUCCAGCCUGGAUUGCUGCCCCCCUCCAGCCCUGCCCUUUCUGAAGCGUCUGUGCAUGGUCUGAGGGAUCUGCUGAAACCCCUCAUCACCCUGGAGGAGAGUUUGUGUCUCUCGGUUGUUUAUUCAAAGCCACCUGAUCCGGUUCCUACCCCUUGCUUCUUUAGUCCUGUCCAUGCUGCUCCAUCAUUGGCCCCAGGAAAGCACUUCGUACCUUCCCCUCUCUGGGUCUUUUCUCAAGAAGAAGUUGUCACUCCCUCCCAUAGGCUUCCAGUUUGCUUUUCGUAUUUAUUUUUCUAGUUCUGUUGGAAUACGAUCACAUUUUCUUCCUCUCCCAAGAUUUAUGGCAGGAUUCAGGGGGCCCCUGCCCUCCUGGAUCUGAGAAACGUUGAGGGCUCCCAGCCCCCAGUGCAGAACCAGCCAACACAACAGAUGCUCAGGAAAAACUCUCAGAACAUUGUGCUCUCUGGAAAAGUAAAUAUGAUUGGAAUAACCACUGCCAAAAACUUGGGGCUUGUAGGGACACCAAGUAUAGCAGUAGGGCCCUGAGAGGAUUAAGCCUCUGAGCUUCUGGGGUCUUGCUGAGGGAGCUUGGGUUCCCACUCCAUCCCCGGUGUUGGGGGGUUAGAGAAGGGGGAAACAUUUAACAGAAGGAUAUGUGUGGCCUGCUGGCUUGAACAUCCCCUCUCCCUCAUCUCUCUGUGGAUCCCCAAGACUCAUAUGGCCUGCCUUUCCUCAGUGUGGCCUGGAGUCUCUGGGAGAGCUCUCUCCUUUCUAUUCUUGGAUGUCUGUCAUCAUCUUUGCCCUUGUUAAUCUAAGGGAAAGCGUGGGAUGUGGUCUAUUUCUGAUCAGUUGCUGAUGGUGUAUAUGGGUGUGUAUCUAAGUGAUUGUUAUAGUUAUCUUGGGGAGUCCUUUGGCAUCUGGGGUCCACGGGCAGUGGCUGUAUGUCACAGGAUGACAAUAGUCGCAAGAAGAAGAGAAUAUACCCAGAAAAAAACCCUUAGUACGAACAUCUCUGAGCUGUGGGCAAACACAUAUGGCUGUCUUGAUCUUUCCAGCUUGCCUGACUCUGCUGCUGCCACUUGUCACAGGACACAAGGCUGUGGGGGGAUGGACGGAACAGGCACUAUGGUGAAGGCAUCUACACUUCGUCCUUCUUUAUGAGAUUGCUGUUUUUGCCCUGGGCUUGAGGCGCCGUGUUGGUUAUUCUACAUGGCAGACUGCCUGUGUGAGGUGAAACCCCGAGAGGCCUUCAGAGCAGACCGCGCCUGUCCUCACAACACAAGCCAGGUCCCUCUCACUGUGCCACCAGCCUCCAUUCAAAUACUGAAUGCCUGUUGUGAGAACAGACCAGAAGGCCUGUUUUACUGAUGAAUCAAGGAAGGGCCCCCAAAUCUCAGAAUCAGAUAAGGAAACCCAUAGAAGGCGGAAGAGAAGAGGGCUGAGCAAUUGCCCUUUAUUCCAGUUUAAAACUGCUGAAAAGCAUACAUCUAUGGCCUCCCACUUUUCUGCAUCCACAAAGAACAGGCAAACCAGAAGUCAGAGAACAAAUAACUCAGCUUGAAACCCGAUUCCUCUGGUGCCUUUUACUUCCUGAAUUGGUGAAUUGCUUUUGGUAAUUCAGUCUGAAACCACACACCACAGAUUGGUUCAUGUUUCCUUCUUUGCUCUGGUUGCCCCAGUUAAUAGCAACAAUUCGAGGUGUCCAGCUUCCUGCCACGGGCCCAGCUUGCCCAGCACUGCUCACACAGAGGAAGAGCCCUGAGCGCUUCCUGGAAAAAGGACGAGUGAGAGUUUGACAGGCUUCAUGGAGUCCCAGUAGUCACUCUUUCUGUGCUUAAGCAUCUCCCUAAAACUGGUACUAAAGAAAAUUCACUGGGGCCUUGGACAGCUUGCAAAAGACCCAGGCUGUGUGACCUCAGGCUGGCCCUUUGCCCUCUCUGAGUCUUCGCACUCCGAUCAGUAAAGCCGCAGAAAGAGGUGAUUGCUCCUUCGCCCUGUGGUACCCUGGAAGAGCGCUGAGCUAGGAGGGAAAGGAGGGAAGCCUCCCCUUCAGCCAUUUGGUGCUCUUGUUAUCACUACGACUAAUCAGCAGUAGGCUGCAGGCAGGUGGUUUAACUUCUGAUUAUUUGCAUUUUGUCUGAAAUGUAGACAAUAUCACUUGCCAACGUUGCUGGACCAUUAAAUGAGCUAAUGCCUGGCUGUGUCUGGCACCCGGAAGCAUUGUUUCUCUCUAUCCUAUUCCUCAUAGUUUGGGUAGAGCCUCCUUUCUGGAAGGAGGGUAAGGCAGGGGGUUAGCUGUAGAAGAGCUGUGACUGAGGGAGAGGACGCAGCUCUCCUGGCUGACUCAGCGGCCAGGCCGGACUCACCCUUCACCCGGAAGGGCUGAGCGGAGAACACAACUGCGACUGCGCAGGGCAGGACCGGCGUGGGUGUGCGUGGGGGUGGGGUGAGUGCAGUCACCGAGGGGGCCGGCGGCAGCUGUGCGGGUCCGGGGCCCACACAAUCGGAGGAAGGAAUUCAGUAAGUGCUCACAGCUCGUCAGACAUCCCGGAGCCUUGUCGGAAGCAGGACAAAGGCUGUAGCACCCAGGGAUGAGUGUGACGUGGGGUGGCCCGUGGGGUGGCCCCCGGGUCAGAAGGCCAUGGCACCGCCUACAGCCAGCGCUGUCACUCGGGGAAGCCCGGGGUAAGUGGUCCUAGCACCUGAGUGUGGGCAGCAGGCCGAGUGAGCCUGCGGCGGGGAGGACUGGGGGAGGCCGUGCAGAAGAGGGCUUCUCGGGAACAGGGACUGCGGGGCAAAGGAGCCCGGAUGUUAGUGGUUGGAGCGGGUCAGGUCCUGGGGGGAGCGUAGCCCGCCCUCUCUAAACAGCCCUCUUCCAGUCCCAUGUAGGAAGGGACUGCAGCCCCCGCCGAAGGCCCCAUGGCCCUCAAGGUGACGGUGCAGCCCUCCCACCCCGACCUGGCCCAGGGCUGACGUUGCCCUCCUCCCCACCUGCCUGCCUGCCUCCUGCCUGAGACCAGGAGCUCAGGAGGCGGCAGAUAGGCCUACUCAAGGCCGGGCUCAAGGUUCUUGCAGGGGAGGAGCCCAGGCUCAUCCUGGAGUAUUUUGUCUUUUGUCUGAGCAGACAAACUCUCUUGAAAUGGGUAGGCGGCACUGGAGGGCCGGGUCGGCAAGGUUCUUUCUGAGCAAAGCCUUCCGCUCCCUUUUGCUCAGCCCCUCCAAGUCCGGGGAGUCUUGAGCUCACAUCUUUCAGGAUUAGCUCUUCUUCCAGGACCUGCCACUGGAGUUGACCACGGCUCUUGGGAUCCUGGCCAGAGGCUUAGAGAACAGUAACAGAGACCCACUGAGGUCUGACUGGUGCAAUGCGGAGCGCCCAACGGCCUAGUGGGGCCGUGUUGCAGGGCCUCCGACCGGCAUCUGUCUAGGAGCCCACAAGGAGCGCGGCUGCAAGAGCGGGGUGCCUGCUACCACCCAGAACCCCCUGGUGCGGAUGGGGAGCUAAGACUCUAAGACACACCCCUGGUUGCUCAGCCGGGCAGCUGCUGCGCGGGGCCAUGGAAACAGCAGUGAUUGGAGUGGUGGCGGUGCUGUUUGUGGUCACCGUAGCCAUCACCUGCCUCCUGUGCUGUUUCAGCUGUGACUCGAGGGCCCAGGAUCCUCAGGGGGGCCCUGGCCACAGCUUCACGGUGGCCACGUUUCGCCAGGAGGCUUCUCUCUUCACGGGCCCGGGUCGCCAUGCCCAGCCUGCAGCGGCGGUGGGUGCCCGGGACUUCUGGACCUUCAUGUGAGGCCUCUCAGUUCCUAGGAUUUGUUCUGCCUGUGGGUCAGACCCACUCACCCACUCAUCCACCAGCAAGCCUUCCUGCUGUCCCACUACUCCCAAGUAUGGCCUUCCUGGCCUUGCCUGCCUGUUGUAUUCGGCAAACUCCUAGUGUCCUCCCAUCCCAGCUUGCUGUGCCCGCCAGCCUGGUAGAUCUGCAGGGCCAGGACCAGGUGGAAUUCAACUCUGACCCCUGAGAACUCAGCUGGACCCUUCCCACAGGAUGGGGCCUAGGGGAGGCCUGAAGAGUGAGUGACUGGGUCAGAUUGCAUGGGGGUCAGCUAUACGGACUAAUGACGGUAUGACUGGAGUUUAUCAGGAACAGAGGGUUAGUUCACUCAGGUUACCCCAGCAUGUGGGUGAAACUGUUUCUGUUGCCACCAGAAGAAAGAGUGCCAUGGAGUGGACAUUUUUACAUUUUUAUAUGCUCUGGUGAGGGAGUCGUUUGGUUCCUUGCCAGGGUACAAUUCACAGAACUCAGCCCUGAGGCCUGUCCCCUGCCAAUUGUCUGAAAUUAGACCUGCAAUUCUGCAACCAAAAGACUGCUUCCUUGGGAACGAAGAAUUUAUUUUAUAAUUGAAAAUGUAUAUCCUUAUAUAGGUUUCUCAAGAGCCAGUGUUGAAAACUACAAAAUGAAACAGAAGAGAAAAAAACAUGGUCACAGAAAGUACAAGCUGUUUGAUUAACAGGAAAGCCAGAAAGAAGACUUUGAAACAUACUUUGAAUGAGACUAUAUUACUGUCUUCUUAUAGGUCACUUGUGCUAUUAGAGAAUGUGAAUGCCUUGUGUCAUUAGGACUGAUAGAAAAAUCAUGAACUGAAAGAUAAUCCCAAAUAAGUUAAAAUGUUAUGUUACAUCAAAAGAACCUGUAACAAAGCUCUUGUUUUCAUCACAAAUAAAGAGAUGUUCAGUUUUUAUUAACAGAAAA
This is a messenger RNA of Mustela lutreola (European mink), 5630 nucleotides long. RefSeq names its product small regulatory polypeptide of amino acid response (gene SPAAR). The record is from RefSeq and is a predicted model, not a curated record. The coding region runs from base 4437 to 4670 and encodes 77 amino acids. Lineage: Eukaryota; Metazoa; Chordata; Mammalia; Carnivora; Mustelidae. The transcript has a single exon.